UGUGUCCUAGUGGCUCGGUGGGGUUAGGGUUCAUGGGGAACACCCAUCACUGCUUCAGGAGUCAGGGAGUCAGCGGCUCCAUGGGGGCCGUCUGAGCAGAGAGGGGGAACAAAGCUGAUGGAGUUGGAGGCUUAGAGACCCCCCUGGUCUCGCAGAGCUACUACAUAUGAUGUAUCAUAAGUUAUAUAUUUAAUGUUAAUGUUAUUAUAUGAUGUACGAGGUAUGAUGUAUGAUGCAGCCCUUCCCAGGCAGAGGGUGCAGCUGGCCUUCGAUAAGAGCUACUACAUCGAGCCAUCCUUCGAGUGCCGCUUCGACCACAUCGAGAUCCGUGACGGGCCCUUCGGCUUCUCGCCGCUGAUCAGCCGGUUCUGCGGGGGGAAGAACCCGGGCCUGGUGACCUCCACCGGCCGCUUCAUGUGGAUCAAGUUCACCAGCGACGAGGAGCUGGAGGGGCUGGGCUUCAGGAGCAAGUACACCUUCAUCGCUGACCCAGACUUCCACCUGCACGUGGGGGGCCUUCUGAACCCCAUCCCAGAGUGCCAGUUUGAGAUGGCCGGCUCUGACGGGGUGAUUCGGUCCAGUCAGGUGGAGGAGCAGGACCAGGUGAAGCCAGGAGAGGCUCUGGACUGCAUCUGGAUCAUCAGAGCUCCACCCCAGUCUAAGAUCUACCUGCGCUUCAUGGAGUACCAGAUGGAGCACUCCAACGAGUGCAAGAAGAACUUUGUGGCAGUGUACGACGGCAGUAGCGCCAUCGAGAACCUCAAGGCCAAGUUCUGCAGCACGGUGGCCAACGACGUGAUGCUGGACAGCGGCGUGGGCGUGGUCCGCAUGUGGGCCGACGAGAAGAGCCGGCUCAGCCGCUUCCGCAUGCUCUUCACCUCCUUCGUCGACCCUCCGUGCUCAGCAAACACGUUCUUCUGCCACAGCAACAUGUGCAUCAACAACUCAUUGGUGUGUAAUGGGGUUCAGAACUGUGUCUACCCCUGGGAUGAGAACCACUGCAAAGAAAAGCGCUACAAGGGGCUGUUCCACCAGAUCACCCGGACCCACGGCACUGUCAUCGGGGUCUCCUCGGGCGUGGUUCUGGUUCUCCUCAUCAUCUCCAUCUUCGUCCAGAUGAAGCAGCCCAGGAAAAAGGUGGUGGCACGGCGGCCUGGCGUCUUCAACAAGGCAGGCUUCCAGGAGGUGUUCGACCCGCCCCACUACGAGCUCUUCUCCCUGCGGGACAAGGAGGUGUCCUCCGACCUGGCGGACCUCUCUGAGGAGCUGGACAGCUUCCAGAAGCUGCGGCGCUCGUCCACGCUGUCGCGCUGCGUCCAUGAGCACCACUGCGGCUCGCAGGCCUCGGUGGUUACAGGGGGCAGCUGUGGAGGCGGAGGUGGAGGUGGAGGUGGAGCUGGAGGUGGUGGUGGAGGUGGUGGUGGUGGAGCUGGAGGUGGAGGUGGUGCUGGCGGGGCUGGUGGGGCUGGUGGAGGCAGCAGCAGCGGCAGCAUGAAGCACAGCCGCACCACCCUGAGCUCCAUGGAGCUGUCGUACCACAACGACUUCUCCAAGCCUCCGCCCAUGAAGACCUUUAACUCCACCUCCAGCUACAAGAAGGGUUGCUACGGCUACAAGCAGCACCCCCAGACUCAUGGGUGUGACCAACAGGCGGAGGACCGCGUCCUGGAGGAGAUCCCCUGUGAGAUCUACGUACGAGGGGGGGGAGGAGGGGGGGGUACCGGAGGGGGAGGCAUCGGGGGAGGCAUCGGGGGAGGGGUCGGCCUGGCGGGAGGAGUGAGUAUGGCCAGUGCAAGCAACAUGGUGGGGGGCAUGGGAGGGGGUAUGGGUGGGGGCAUGGGAGGGGGUAUGGGUGGGGGUAUGGGUGGGGGCAUUGGAGGGGGUAUGGCUGGGGGCCUGGGAGGGGGUAUGGGUGUGGGCAUGGGAGGGGGUAUGGGUGGGGGCAUGGGAGGGGGUAUUUCUGGGGGCAUGGGAGGGGGUAUGGGUGGGGGCAUGGGAGGGGGCUGUGGGACCCUCAGUCUCCGUGGCAACAGCACCCGCAACAGCACCAAUGUGGUGGACCAGCAGCGUACGAUGUCCAUGGACUUCUAGGUGGACCAGGAGGGAGGAGUCAGGAAGAGGUCUUCAGGGGGGGAGGAGGAGUCAGACAGGGGGA
Messenger RNA from Gadus macrocephalus (Pacific cod), 2155 nucleotides. Its product is annotated as neuropilin and tolloid-like protein 2. The record is from RefSeq and is a predicted model, not a curated record. The coding region runs from base 193 to 2091 and encodes 632 amino acids. The transcript has 7 exons. Lineage: Eukaryota; Metazoa; Chordata; Actinopteri; Gadiformes; Gadidae. Gene Ontology annotation, molecular function: protein binding.